Molecule: messenger RNA, 786 nt
Organism: Chelonus insularis
Lineage: Eukaryota; Metazoa; Arthropoda; Insecta; Hymenoptera; Braconidae
Exons: 2
Coding region: 97-405 (102 amino acids)
Source: RefSeq, a predicted model, not a curated record
AAUUCAGUUUAACUCCUGGUUUGUCUUCAUUUCGACUAUUAUUUACAUAGUUCUCACUUGAGGGUUUAUAAAAAAAAAAUAAUAACUCAAUAUAUCAUGUUUUCAUCCAAAAGAAGCAUCAUAAUAUUGGUAGUUGUUAUUGCAACAUGUAUUCAUGUGAAUUCAGUUGAAGGAUUGAGACAAAAACGGCAAACCGAUAACAGUGGAUCCACUGCUUCACCAACUACAACACCACCUUCAUCAUCAGGCACAUCGUCAGAUUCUCCAACCAAACCUGCUAGCAAAGGACUCCUUACUUUCCUUGGUGAUACUCUUGUGCCUGUUCCACUUGUUGGGGGUAUUGUAUCGCCAAUUUUGUAUUUAGUUGGUGGUAUGUUAGGAGGUAUUCUUGGUAUCUUGGGCUAAAAAUGAAAAAAAUAAAUCCACCAUAUAUUGUUGACAGAUUUUACAUCAGUCUGUAAUGAGAAAAUAUGCCAAAAGCAUAAAUAAAUGAAUUAAUCAUAUAAAUUAUUUGCAAAAUAAAUUAUUUUUUCAAAAUUUCACAUGUUUUUUUAUCCACUUUCUUUAUUUAUUAAUAUUGAAAAUUCAAUUAAAACAGAGAUAAUGUUAAAUAAAGUAAUGAUAGUCAUUAAAUGCAUAUCAUUUUUCUAAUCUGUCAUCAAAUUAUAAUUUAAUGUAUUAUUAUGUUUAUUGACGAGCGAAUCCCUUUGACUUUGUUUUCAAAAUAUUAAUGUUAUCAAUCACAGAAAAUAAAGUAAUGAAUAGUAACCCUGUAUUGAAUGAAAA